CAGAUCAUUGUCAUAGGCAAACACGGCCCCCUAAUAUAAAAAGCACGGUCAAGUUCGGUACGGCCUCAUACACGACGAGAGACGUCAAUACGAACACAUCGAUAGAACCACUAAUAAGAGCACAAAUAAUAAAUAAUAAUAUCGACAUAUAAAAUAUACAUCGCCGAYCAUGGAGGGUUGGAGCUUAGUUUCUGAAGGAUCAAGCACGAUGAGUAUUAGUCAGGAAGUUCUGAGAAGCGUUUUAUAUGGGAAAUGGUGUAACGUUUUUGGUGGACAGAAAGAGCUCACUUUUAAAUCAAGCUUUCUCGACAAAGCCGAAUACCCGUCUGACGAAGAAUCCGAGCCAACAUAUCCAGAAAACUUGGAUAGUUUAAGUUCUCCUACAAUGUUACCAGUCUUGAGCAGUGAGAAUACCAAGUCGAAACAGCUUUGCCUAAACAAUGACUCCUACUGUAUGGCGUUUGUCUCGCUCCCCGAACAAGUAACAAUCGCUCCGUCUUCCAUCCCUGGMGUACAAUUAGGGGUUUUUAGUAGUUGUUGGAUCAAGGAAGGCACGCAGAUGGGCCCUUACACUGGCCGAAUUGUGAAACCCAACGAAGUGAACUAUGAAAUCGACAACAACCUUAUGUGGGAGGUUUUAAACGAAGAUGGAACAAUCAGCCACUUCCUCGACGCGAAGGACGAAAGCCCGCGAAAUUGGAUGGGGUUCGUUAACUGCGCACGCAACGAACAAGAACAAAACCUCGAGGUGUUUCAAUUUGGCGGGAAUAUWUAUUACCGCGCCAUCAAGGACGUUCCGCCUGAUCAAGAACUUUUAGUGUGGUAUGGAGGCACGUAUAUGCAAUUCCUCGGAGUGCCAGGAAUCCCGCCGGUCAAUGAUUACUCAAGAAGGCGACGGAAAGGCCAGCCUGGUGAACUUCCUUCGCCUAUUUCUCAAGAACCUGUUUGUAAAUUCACACAGGAAAACAAGCCGAACGCAGUUCCAGGCCGCCUCAAAUGUACACUCUGUAGAAGGGGGUUUAAUUCAAGAAGCAAUCUUCGCUCGCAUAUGCGAAUUCAUACUCUCGAAAAGCCGUUCCAGUGCAAGUAUUGCAAGAAAUCAUUUUCUCAGUCUUCAACGUUACGGAACCACACGAGACUACACACGGGCGAAAAGCCCUAUAAAUGUACUGUUUGUCACUAUGCGUAUUCGCAGCUCGCUGGACUACGCGCGCACCAAAAAUCCGCAAGACAUCGACCAUCSAAGAACAGGCAACUAAGUGAAGAAUUAGCCGUAGCUGAAACAUACAGYGAAAGGCGGCAUUCACUAGACUUAGAUUCACCAGUUCAAUGAUUUAAUAUAAUAAUAUUUCAUAAAGAAAGCAAUAAGUUAAAUAAUUUUUAUUGAUAUACAAAAUGAAUAUGAUGAUUUUUUGAGAUAAAUAAAUGAAGACGAAUUCUUAUUUCGCGCUAAAAAAGAAAUGAUCAGUGGAUUUACAGUCCGAUCGAGAAGAGAAAAAAGUUGAUAUUUAGACGAAAAAAAAAUAAAGUAUUUUACAAUCAAUGAUGUUCAAUCRCUCGCACACCAAAGCCUGACAGAAAUGUUUUUGCUUUUAAAAAUGUAAAAUGUAAAUACGCAUGUAGAUAUAUUUUGUACAAUUUUACAAUUAGUUUGCAAUAAAAAUGCUUAAAAUGACCACGUCAUGAACUAAAAAGAAAUGUGUCUUUGUAAUUCAUUCAAGUGUUAGUGUAUUGCAUCAAACCGUCGUUAGUUUGUAGUGUCGUUGAUGGUUGUACAUUAAAAAAGGGAUAAUAAAACCAGAAGAUCAAAUUUCACCAAAUGGUUGGCGUCAAUGUGAAGGGCAGUGGCAUUUURUUUGAUCCUGAAUASGAUCUACUUUAGUGGCUGAUUUGACGAGUCAAUGACAUCUA
Molecule: messenger RNA, 1911 nt
Organism: Exaiptasia diaphana
Lineage: Eukaryota; Metazoa; Cnidaria; Anthozoa; Actiniaria; Aiptasiidae
Product: PR domain zinc finger protein 12
Exons: 4
Coding region: 170-1333 (387 amino acids)
Biological process (GO): neurogenesis
Cellular component (GO): nucleus
Molecular function (GO): protein binding
Source: RefSeq, a predicted model, not a curated record